This is a messenger RNA of Hippoglossus stenolepis (Pacific halibut), 3079 nucleotides long. RefSeq names its product NECAP endocytosis associated 1 (gene necap1). Gene Ontology annotation, biological process: endocytosis. The transcript has 8 exons. The coding region runs from base 19 to 846 and encodes 275 amino acids. Lineage: Eukaryota; Metazoa; Chordata; Actinopteri; Pleuronectiformes; Pleuronectidae. Gene Ontology annotation, cellular component: membrane; clathrin vesicle coat. The record is from RefSeq and is a predicted model, not a curated record.
CACACACACGCUGAAUAAAUGAGUCACAACUCCCACAUCAAUAACAGUGGAGCCAAGAUGGCGGCGGAGGGAGAGUACGAGUCCAUCCUGUGCGUUAAACCCGAUGUGCACGUUUACCGGAUCCCGCCGCGGGCUUCAAACCGCGCCUACAGGGCUGCUGACUGGAAGCUUGAUUCUCCGGACUGGUCCGGUCGAAUGAGGAUCACAGCCAAGGGCAAAGUGGCUUACAUCAAACUGGAGGACAAAAUGUCAGGUGAGCUGUUUGCUCAGGCACCAGUUCAGGAGUAUCCCGGCGUCACAGUGGAAACAGUCAGCGACUCCAGCAGAUACUUUGUUCUGCGGAUACAGGACGACAACGGUCGCAGCGCUUUCAUCGGAGUCGGCUUCGGGGACCGAGGAGACGCCUUUGACUUUAACGUGUCUUUGCAGGAUCAUUUCAAAUGGGUCAAACAGGAGAUUGAACUCCGUAAGAGUUCCCAGCUCGGGGAUUCAGGACCUAAACUGGACUUGGGCUUUAAGGAGGGACAGACCAUCACACUCAACAUAGGGCAAGGUAAAAAACGGGAUAAACCCCGCCCACCAAGCUCAGGUGGGUUUGGACUCCUCCCACCACCACCUGGAGGCAAGAUAGCCCCUCCUCCUUCGUCAGGCUCAUCCAAUCACAACAUCGUCCCUCAGACAGGAGACACAGCAACAGGCUGCCUGCUGGAGCUGGACAGCAGCAACUCCAACACAGUGGUUCAGUCAAACCCGAGUUCAGAUGUGUGGGGAGACUUUUCUGCUCCUGCAAGCUCCGUUCCAGCUCCAUCUCAACCACAGAACUCCCCAAACUGGAUGCAGUUCUGAGCCCUCUGCGGUGUCGUCGCUUGUGAUUUCCAUCCCACCUGCAUCUGUGUCUGUAGCUUCUCGUGCAUCACACCGAGUGUAACUCCCACACCCCCGAUCCGGCAGAGGCAGUAAAACACAUCUCAGAUCUGUCAAAGUAAAACGAUUCAUGACAUCAUUUCACUCGGAUAGAGUCGUGGUUCUUUCAGAAGGGAAAGUUAAACAUCACUGUGUCAAAGCCAUUACAUGAUAUGAGCCAUUUCCAACAAUAUUCAAGGGCUACGUGUGACGUCCCGAGCAGCAGGUGUUCCUCUGCUGUGUAGGCAUCUCCUCGCCAGUAGAUGGCGCUCUGAGCAGCGCUUAAGCUUUGAUCUGGAAUGUUUUUGUCACAGCAGCAGCAGCUCCCCCUGCAGGCCAUGCAGAGUACUAUCUCAAGACUUGACCUGCGUUCUGUGACCUAUGAAUAAGUGCAAACAUUCAAAGUGGGCCGAGUUCUUUAAUGUUCAAGCAUUUGCACUUUGUACAAUCAUGUAGAAAUUUAUAUCCGCCUUCUAUUUUCUACUGAAGUCGAGGUUUUGCUGAUUUAAUGACUCGUUUCAGUAAAAUCCUCAAAAUCAGAGACGCUUUGCAAGUUUUUCCACAAAGAAAAUCUCCACACUCGUUCCCUCGUUCCCAACCUCUCACUGUGAACUCGAGUCGUUCAGCCUCAGACUGGAGGAAUCUUGUCUGCACUUAAAAUGGCUGCUGUUGGUUGAAAGUGUUAUUUGAUUACAUUAUGAUAAUGUAAUUUAAACAUGUAAACAUGAUUUUCUUUAUUGGCUAUAAAAAUUAACCUACACGUUUAUCAGAAUCAGGAAUUAUCAGUCGUGCAGUAUUGUGAUGGGUAGACAGAAUGUUGUUUUCAGAAAUGCACAGGGAACAUUAACAUUCCUCCCUGUCAUAUUACAUCUAUUCAUGGCUGUUUACAGUGUAAAAUCAUAUUUGUGCUUAUUAUCAGCAAGAUUACUGAGCUCGUUAUGGGCAAACUUUGUUGCAACACUGAAAUUUGCCAAAUACAACAACGUUCUUUCUUUCUGCAGAAAUGAAUACAUGAGCUGAAUCAGAGCAGGAAUGUACGACUCAUAGUGAAAACCAGUUCCAUUCCCUCAAGCUCAUUUUGAGCUCACCAGAGGGGAGCUGUAGUGUGGGGGUGCUCGUUAGUUAAAUCUUAGCUUCACUUUCUGCAUUGAAUAUUAAUAUCACCCAGAUUUAAUGCUGUUGCUGCACCCCCCAAACAUUCCUCCACACACAACCAGUUUUAUGUUGGAGGAGAAAAUGAGGAGACUCACCAUCUUGUUCCAAUGAGACGGUCACGACACCGAAGUCAGUAUAUUGACAGAUUGAGCAGUGGGAGGAGUGUGAUCACUACAGGAAGUGCACGUGCAUUCAAUUUACCUGCUUUUUCAUGUUUGUGAGGCGGCCAUGAGGUAAAAAUGUUUAGUGAAAGCAAAGGUCAGAAAUAAGAAUAAAUCUUUAUGGACAAUGCAGGAAUUCUCGACGUUUACAGUUUCAGAUGUAGAAGUUCUCAACAUGAGUCUAAUGACAGAGGAUCAGGACACGCUGAGGAAAAUAUUUAGCACUUAAAGGAGUUUUGGGAAAUAUAUUAAAACGCUUUCUAGCUGAGAGUUAGAUGAGAGGAUCGGUGUCACUCAUGUCUGAGCAUCAAAUAUAAAGCUGGAGCCAGCCGGUGGUUAGCGUAGCUUAGCAUUAAGCCUCUAACUGGGCAAACAAUUAGCCUGGCUCUGUCUAAAAUUAUAAAACCCACCUACUGGCUCCUCUGAAGCUCUAAAUGCUCCAUUAUUUUAUUUACAUUUCCCUAAAAGUCUCAGGACUGAAGGCGAAAGAAGGAAACGUGAUGAUUGUUACCUGAGGAAUGUCUUAACGGCAGCGGACGAUAUGUUAACGUGAGGUUUUAGCUGAUUGUGUUUACAGAACUUUGCAUGUGAAGUGUCAAACAUUUCUUGACUGUGAAUUCAUAUUGUUUGCAUAGAUUUUUAUGGUUUGCUGUGAUCAAAUCACAAGACGUGUAUUAAAUUGGCAGAAAGAUUUAGGGCUGAUGUGUGUGUUGUGUUUACAUUUCUCAUAUUGGGCAAAAUAUAAAAAAGCGUUGUCUCCCAUUUCUCACUCAUUCCACUCUGGCUGUAAAAUCACUGGACUAACACUUUUGAUUUAUGACCAAUUUAAUGAGAAAGAGGCAAUAAAACCUUUCAAAGGA